AUGCUGGAUGAAGAAACUUCUGUUUGUCCAGUAAUACGACAAGAACAAUCCAAUGUGCAUAACCAACUAUUGGAUUCAAAAAGAUUCAGUAAAUGGUCGAAAUUAGUCCGUGUAGCUGCAUAUGUGCGCAGAAUGGCGGAUAUAAUGAAAGGUGAACGUAAUUUUCCGGAGAAACUCACACCGGAAGAAAUAAAAAGGGCAGAAAUGAUGAUAAUUCGUCAAGCCCAAGAAGAAAAGAUUGAUGAUGAGACAAAGAAAAAAUGGUCCUUAAUAAUGGAAGAUGACGUAUGGAAAUGUCAAGGAAGAAUGCAAAACAUGGAAGAAGAAUUAAGAACAUUAGUAGCUGAUGCCGAAGGAAUCAUUAAUUCCAGACCAAUCACGCAAGUAGCUGAUGACAGCAACGAAGUACUCAGACCAAUAGACUUCUUAGUACCACAAGUACAAAUGAAUAUUCUCAGCGAUGAAGGAGAUAACGAUGAAGAAUAUUUUGUAUCCAAAUUGUCAACAAAAGAUAAUUUAAAGAAACGUUGGCAUCAAACGAAAAUGAUAAUCAACAAAUUUUGGGAAAUAUGGAAAACAAAUUAUCUCGCAAUACUCCGCAAUCGAACACAAAAGGAGCAUAAAGGUCCUAGAAGCUUCAUAAGUAGACCUCCUCGACUACAUGAAAUAGUCCUGGUGGCAGAAGAAAAUGUUCCCAGAGGGAACUGGCUUCUAGGACGAAUAAUAGAAAUUCGGAUGGGUGCCGGAAAUGCCAUCCGCACAGCCAGAGUCCAGAUGCCAAAUGGUAACAUUUGGACAAGACCGCUUAAUCAUUUAUGUCCAUUAGAAGCGGAUAUCCAACUCUCGAACGAGACAGCAAAUCACCCUCCAAACGCAGAUCAAGACAACCCGAUUUUACAUCCUCAAAAUGAACCAAACCUCGAUGAGGAAGAUGAAGAAAUGCCCGAAAAUUCCUCCCAACCAAAGCAGAUUUCUAAAAAAACCCCUACUGCUGCUAAUUUAGUAAAUGCAGCAGUAAUAAAACCAGUCGGAAAAUUUUGGCCAAUUUUCUUUCUGCUAAUUGCAAUGACACAAUUGACAACCGCCAGCAUGAAAAUGGGAUCUGAUUGCGAAUCAUCGAAUUAUGGAGCAUUCAUGCGGUUCCCAAAAACAAGAAAUUGCAGUACCAUCGGUCAGCAGCAUGACUUCGUGAAAAAGUUAAUCGUAACAAUUCAUUCACGCAUACCAAUGAAACUUUCAGCCGGAGCAUGUUCAAAAAUAAUAAGAACUGUUUGCACGAGAAGCUUUUUACGAUGGUGGCUCGAGGUAACGAUGGACGAAACAACAAUAGAACCAAUGAAACUGGAGGAUUGUCUGGCAAUGAAUCAAAACAAACGUUUCAACGACGUGGCGUUACUAGCAGUUGGAGAAAACAAAUGGGAAUCACAAGUCCCAACGCACUAUAGCUAUGCGACUUUGGAGAACUUACAGGCUGUCCUAUCAAAUGGAACAAUUGCACAACAGAAAGACGAACAAUAUGGUGGAAUGUUAGUUCAAUUCAAACGCAAUGUCCAUAUGAAGAAAUUGGAACUUACAGCGCUCUAA
Molecule: messenger RNA, 1584 nt
Organism: Anisakis simplex (herring worm)
Lineage: Eukaryota; Metazoa; Nematoda; Chromadorea; Rhabditida; Anisakidae
Source: the annotation of a GenBank genome assembly